Acanthosepion pharaonis is the source of this 702-nucleotide messenger RNA. The record is from the annotation of a GenBank genome assembly. Lineage: Eukaryota; Metazoa; Mollusca; Cephalopoda; Sepiida; Sepiidae.
AUGAAGCGACUCAAUAUCCACUUUAUUUCUUUUGCUUGUUCUCCUCCCACUCACCUCUUCUUUUUCUUCUUUCUUUAUUUCUUUUGCUUGUUCUCCUCCCACUCACCUCUUCUUUUUCUUCUUUCUUUAUUUCUUUUGCUUGUUCUCCUCCCACUCACCUCUUCUUUUUCUUCUUUCUUUAUUUCUUUUGCUUGUUCUCCUCCCACUCACCUCUUCUUUUUCUUCUUUCUCUAUUUCUUUUGCUUGUUCUCCUCCCUCACCUCUUCUUUUUUCUUCUUUCUUUAUUUCUUUUGCUUGUUCUCCUCCUCUCACCUCUUCUUUUCUUCUUUCUUUUAUUUCUUUUGCUUGUUCUCCUCCCUCCCACCUCUUCUUUUUUCUUCUUUCUUUAUUUCUUUUUGCUUGUUCUCCUCCCACUCACCUCUUCUUUUUCUUCUUUCUCUAUUUCUUUUGCUUGUUCUCCUCCCACUCACCUCUUAUUUUUCUUCUUUCUCUAUUUCUUUUACUUAUCAUUAUCUUUACUCUUUUGUUCCUUCUCACUUUUACGUUCCCUUUCUUCUUUCUCUAUUUAUCUACUUUUUUCUUUUCUUUUUUUUUUGUACUUCUCUCUUUUUAUUAAUUGCUUCUUCUUUUCGCUUUCUUUUUUCUCCUCUCUUUUCAUUCACUUUUUUCUUGUCUUCUUUUAAAUUAUUCUCGCCUUUUUAA